AUGACCAAUAACAGCAGCUCCUCUGACGUCUGGGAGAACUCUGAUUGGUCAGAGUCAGCCCAGUGUCCACCCUCGGUGAGUGGAGCCACCUUCCUUAUCGUGGCCUACAGCACGGUGAUCGCAGUAGGGUUGCUAGGCAAUGUGGGCCUGGUUUUCAUCAUCGGGCGGCAGAAGGAACUGCAUAAUGUCACCAACAUUCUAAUCGCCAACCUGUCCUGCUCCGACAUCUUAAUGUGUGUGGUGUGUUUACCUGUCACCGUCAUCUACACUCUGAUGGACCGCUGGGUACUGGGGGAGGCACUCUGCAAGGUCACUCCAUUUGUACAGUGUGUGUCAGUGACGGUGUCUAUUUUCUCCCUGGUGUUGAUUGCGUUGGAGCGCCAUCAGUUGAUCCUGCACCCUACUGGCUGGUCCCCAGCAGCAGGCCACUCCUACCUGGCCGUAGGUCUCACCUGGUUGGUCGCCUGCUUCAUAUCACUCCCGUUCCUGUCCUACAACAUUCUGACCGACAACCCCUUCCAGAACCUCACCCUGCCUGCCAACCCCUUCAGAGACCAUGUUAUCUGUUUGGAGAAAUGGCCGACUGAAAGACACCGUCUGGCCUACACCACCUCCCUGCUGCUGUUCCAGUACUGCCUCCCUCUGCUACUAGUGCUGCUCUGCUACCUCCGCAUAUUCCUACGCCUACGUCGACGCAGGGAUGUGGUGGAGCGGAGCCGGAAGGCCCGAGGAGCCCAGAGGAUCAAUGCUAUGUUGGCGGCCAUCGUUGCCGCCUUCGCCCUCUGCUGGCUGCCGCUCAACGUGUUCAACACGAUAUUCGACUGGGACCACCAGGCGCUGCCCGCCUGCCAGCAUGAUGCUGUGUUCUCCGCCUGCCACCUCACCGCCAUGGCCUCCACAUGUGUCAACCCUGUAGUGUACGGUUUCCUGAACAGUAACUUCCAGAGGGAGUUGAAGGCCCAGCUGCAGCGCUGCCACUGUGGAUUGGGGGCGCCAGAGACCUACGAGAAUUUCCCACUCUCCACCGUUGGCAGCGAGGGGAUCACCAAGAUGUCGAUGCUGAACCGGGCAGGGUCAAUGAGCAUCGCUCCACCACCACGGGCUGAGCCCAGUGUUAACAUAUGCAGCUAA
Oncorhynchus masou masou (cherry salmon) is the source of this 1131-nucleotide messenger RNA. RefSeq names its product neuropeptide Y receptor type 1-like. The record is from RefSeq and is a predicted model, not a curated record. The transcript has 5 exons. Gene Ontology annotation, molecular function: neuropeptide binding; neuropeptide Y receptor activity. Lineage: Eukaryota; Metazoa; Chordata; Actinopteri; Salmoniformes; Salmonidae. Bases 1 to 1131 code for a protein of 376 amino acids. Gene Ontology annotation, biological process: G protein-coupled receptor signaling pathway. Gene Ontology annotation, cellular component: plasma membrane; neuron projection.